This is a messenger RNA of Aureobasidium pullulans EXF-150, 2962 nucleotides long. RefSeq names its product DNA mismatch repair protein MutL. The transcript is spliced from 3 exons. Gene Ontology annotation, cellular component: MutLalpha complex. Gene Ontology annotation, biological process: mismatch repair. Bases 9 to 2834 code for a protein of 941 amino acids. NCBI's taxonomy places the organism in Eukaryota, Fungi, Ascomycota, Dothideomycetes, Dothideales, Saccotheciaceae. The record is from RefSeq and is a predicted model, not a curated record. Gene Ontology annotation, molecular function: mismatched DNA binding; ATP binding; ATP-dependent DNA damage sensor activity.
GCAUCAUCAUGGCCUCGAUUCAGGCAAUCGAGCAAACUUCGGUGCAUCAAAUUCAGUCAGGUCAAGUCAUUGUAGAUCACAACUCCGUCGUCAAAGAACUUGUUGAAAACAGCCUGGAUGCUGGAUCCACUUCGAUCGAAGUCCGCUUCCGCAACCAUGGUCUCGAAGCCAUCGAGGUAAUUGACAACGGUACCGGCAUCGCACCUGAGGAUUUUGAGUCUGUUGCACUCAAGCAUCACACGUCCAAGCUACGUAGUUACGAUGAUCUAGAAAAUCUGGACACAUUUGGCUUCAGAGGCGAAGCACUCGCUUCACUAUGUGCCCUGUCCCAGCUCUAUGUAAUCACAGCUCGCGAGGUCGAUCGCCCAAGAGGAACGCGUCUGGACUUUGAAGUUUCUGGAAGACUCAAGAAUACAAGCACCGUUGCUACGCCGCGAGGUACGAAAGUCGUUGUCGAGAAGAUCUUCCAUAACCUGCCUGUACGGAAGAAAGAGCUGGAGAAAAACAUCAAGCGUGAAUACAGCAAAGUUCUGACGCUUUUGCAAGCAUAUGCUUGUAUAAGCACUGGCGUCAGAUUCACUGUCAGCAACCAGAUGCCGAAAGGAACUAAAACCACAUCUUUCACCACUCCAGGCAGCGCAGCCACCAAGGACAACAUCAUCAAAGUCUUUGGCUCCAAAAGCUUACGAGAUCUGGUAGCGCUUGAUUUGAAGUUCGAGAUGCAAGCGACCACCUCUGGGCUUUCGACUCAAGACGGUGGCUCUUGUCGUGCGGUCAAGGUGGAAGGACAUAUAUCCCGUCCUGUGACAGGGGAGGGGCGCUCAGCACCAGACCGCCAAAUGUUCUAUGUCAACUCACGUCCUUGCGGCCUCCCUCAAGUCGCCAAGAUCUUCAAUGAGGUAUACAAGGCUUUCAACAUUUCGCAAUCUCCUUUUGUCUUUGCAAAUCUGAUCAUGGACACGAACUCGUACGAUGUCAACGUCUCUCCUGACAAGCGGACCAUCCUCCUGCAUGACCAGGGAGCGUUGCUUGAAUCUCUGAGGGUGUCCCUCAUGGAAUUGUUCGAGUCUCACGAACAGACAGUACCACAGACAAGUGUUCCCACUCAGCCAAAGUUGCCUGGAUACAAACCACUCACUAUCGCCCGCCGUACAGAGCCUGAGUCUGAGCUUGAGCUUGAGCUUGAGCUUGAACCUGAAUCAGCUAUUCCAGAACCAUCAUCAAGCCAAGAAGACCCAGCCGCGGUUGAUGAAUUACUUGGGGAGCAAGCUCGGAAAGCCUCUCCUGAACGUCUGAUUCACGAUUGGGUAGGUCGAGGUGCUCAAGAUCGGGACGACGUUCCCAAAGUACAACAGAAACCACCGGUGCAGAACGCUUUCGACCGUAUGCGUCCUCAGCGUACACCUCAGCAGGUAGCCGAGAUCACAAUAGGAGAUAAGACUACGAGAACUGUUGUUGGCGGUGGAAGCUUCACUCCGAAAAGACGCAGGAUUCACAUACCCAAAGAUUCUGCUGCAAAGAAGUUCAGUCAGUUCGCUAUGCCUGGCACUCAAAUGGAAAGCGACGACGAACGCCCUGAACAGGAGAGCGAAUCUGGUGAAAGAGAGGAACAAGAUGGACAAGAGGCUGUCGAAGACAGCGACGAGGAAAUGCUUUUCGUUCCUCAAAACGACAAACGUGAAAUUAAUCGCGCAAGACAUGAGACUCCUCAACUCACUUCUCAGGCUCUGGAGAGCUCGCAUACAAGUCCAAUCGACGAGUUUCUGCAUAGCACGAAGGAGUUCGAUGACCAUCUACAAAGAGCCGGCGAAAGCGAGGCUGACUCUGAUCCGGAGUUUGUUGACGAGGAUGAGAGACGCAUCCAAGAAGACGCUAAGGUGGCUCGAAUGAUCCAAGAUGCAGAGAAUGAAGCCGCUCGUCCCGUCCAAGACAGCAUCAAACGUGCUGCUCAAGCUCUAAAAGUAUCAAAGCACACUACUUUGAACCUCACUCAAGCCUUUGACAUCUCUACAGCCUCAAUCGCAGAACAGGUGGCACUCCUCUCACAGUCCUUACCGACGUCUCAAGAAGCUUUGCAGCCGGACAAACCUGUCGCUGAUGACAUCGAGCAAGUGGACGCGGAAGCCCGCCUUUCUCUGACCGUGUUAAAAUCCGAUUUUGCACAAAUGAACGUCAUCGGACAGUUCAACUUGGGUUUUGUCCUCGCAGUUCGACCUUCUAGCGAAGCGGUCAAGUCCUCUGAUCUAUUCAUCAUUGAUCAGCACGCAGCAGACGAGAAAUUUAAUUUCGAACGCUUUACCGCCAGCUCGACCUUAGAAGCGCAGCCUUUGGCACAGCCCAAACAGCUAGAGCUUACAGCUAUAGAGGAAGAGAUCAUUCUCGAAAACAAAAAAGCACUUACCGCCAAUGGAUUCAUAAUUGAAACAGACGUCUCUGGCGAAAGCGAUGUGGGUUUUCGUUGCAAGCUUCUUGCUUUACCCAUGAGCAAGUCUGUCGUAUUUGAUCUCAGCGACUUGGAAGAGCUCCUCCAUCUGCUCUCUGAUUAUGCGGGCGGGGAUAUUCCACGCCCAAGUAGAGUGAGAAAAGUUCUGGCUUCGAGAGCGUGUCGCGCAAGCAUCAUGGUUGGCAAUUCUCUGACGGGUAAUCAAAUGCUCAAGGUCGUGAGGAAUCUGGGCGAAAUGGACAAACCCUGGAACUGUCCCCAUGGAAGACCCACGAUGAGGCACCUUGCGAAUUUGGGAGCUUGGGGCUUCGAGGACGAGGAGGAACCGAAGACGGAUUGGAAGGCAUGGGUCAAGAAGGCGAAGGCGGAAGAUGAUGAUGCUUGCAAGUGAUCCAGAGGAUGAGGAGUGAUGAGGAAUGAUGCUUUUGCGACGCUUAAUGAUACCCUUGUGAUACAUUCUUUUAGAGCUUAAGAAAUUACUUACAUACUUUAGCAGAAGCAUACAAUCAACAAGACAUG